Pelobates cultripes (western spadefoot toad) is the source of this 2895-nucleotide messenger RNA. The record is from the annotation of a GenBank genome assembly. Lineage: Eukaryota; Metazoa; Chordata; Amphibia; Anura; Pelobatidae.
AUGAGUGUUAAAUCCGAGAAAUCAAGCACAAUGAGAAAUGAUGACAGACAAGUCCAGACAGAGACACACAAAGAGGAUUAUCCCAAAGCACAAAAACAGCUGGUAAGUUUCUUAGAUAUUAAAAAUGUAACUAAAAUAAAAGAAAUGUUUACCAAUAUAAAAAUACUCCAUUGAUAAGCAAACCUGUUAUCGUGUGUGUGUAUGUGUGUGUAUGUAUAUAUAGAUAGAUAGAUAUAAAUCUAACCGGAGACAGGGAAACACAAGCUGCCUUGGGAGCUGAGAUUCAAAGUAACCGCACAGACACACUGUACAAAUUUCAAACCCAACUCAUUUAUUGAUCCAAAAGUAAGAUAUUAGAUAGAUUAGUGGAAAACUGGCUUAGGUAAUGCAUCAGGUGUAUUUCAUCAGUUAGUUAAUGGUAAAUUUACAUGGCAAAAAGGAACAUGGGGAAGAUGAGAAAAAUGCGUCAAUUGAAAAUGUCAUAUGUCAAGCUAAAAUAAACAUGGCAGAGAGGUGUUUUCUUGAUAGAACAAGAUAUGAUGUUCAAAAACCUGUAUUUUGCAACUACAUCUUCAUGCCCAUUAGUAGGCCAGUCUUACACUAGGAUCAGGCUAUAGCCCAAUCAAAGUAGUUACAAGUGCCACUGGUAAUAGCUAGCUAAGUAGAUACCCAGAUUUGUUAGUGGGAUUUUCUAAAGAACCUUUUUUGUCUUCUAGCUACUUUUUUUUUUUUUUUUAUCCUAUAAAAGCUUUGUAGUAGAGCAAGGGUUUCUAGAUAUUUAAAUUCAUGUAUGAACCAUUUAAAGUAGGAAAGGAAUUAGCAGAUCUACAACGAUCAAGAUGCAAAAACAAUUUAUUUAUUAGUUAGGCCAAAAGAAUCAUAAUGGUUUUGUUGGUACCUAACUUGCUUUAAAAUGUGGAACACUUCCUUUUUUUAGCAAAAUCAGUACAUUUUGUAAUGUAGAAAAGGAUACUGUUUGAUUUUUGUCACUCAGAGCCAAAACUAUUAAUUUAAUUGAAACUUUGGGAGCAGUGCCAUUUCUGCCUAUUUGUAUCUUUUGUAAGUUCAUUUGGCUAUUUUGUACACAUGGUAAUGUUUGACUUCUGAAGUAAUACCAAACUCUGGUUUUUAGUCUGACACUGGUUUUAAUUUUUUUGCAAUAUGUUUUAAUCUAGAUGAGCAUUACAUAACCUAGUGAAUGCAGUAGUGUUGGUUUUAAAUUGUGGGUUUUCUUUUUUUAAAUAUAUUUAUGCAUAUUUUAGCAGCAGAUUGAACGGCAGCUGAAAUGUUUAGCUUUUCAAAACCCUGGACCUCAGGUAGCAGAUUUCAACCCAGAGACUAGAAUCCAGAAGAAGAAAGCUUACCUGUCCCAGAUGAAUGGAUAUUACUCUACAAACAAGUAAGAUACACCAGUGUAUUUGCUAAACGGGCAGUUGGAUCGAUAUAUUAUACAUUUUCCCAACUCUAUAUUUUUGAUAGUUGAUUGUGAACUGUUGGUAAUCUAGCUUACAUUACAUCAUCAACUUUACAUUUUUUUUUUUCUUCAUGGUGGAAUCUGCUUGACUGAACAUAAUGACAAAUGUAGUCUGCUCAACUGGUGGGUUGCAUAUUAAAGGGAAACAAUAGUACCAGGAAAACAAAUUUGUUUUCCUGGUACUAUAGCUUCCCUCUCUGCCAAAACCCCCACAGUGCAGAAGGGGGAGAUAACAUUUUCUGUCACUUACUUGGGUCCAGCGUCAAAGUCACUCGGUGCUGGCUUGGGUCCGCCUUCAAUCCUCCCCAGUUGGCGGGGGGGGGGAACUAAUGCGCAUGCCGAUCUUGCAUUAGGAUUUUCCCAUAGGAAAACAUUAUUCAAUGCUUUCCUAUGGGGAUUCCGGUGACGCUGGAAGUACUCUUGCAUAGCAUGAGGACAUCCAGUGUUAUAUAUGCGACCAAAAGUCACCUUCCAGCCCAGAAGUCCCUCUAGUGGCUGUCUGGUAAACAGCCACUAGAGGAGGAGUUAACCAUUGUAGGUUUAUGAAAAAACUGCAAUAAUUACAUGCUCAGGGUCAAGGAUGAUGGGACACUGCACUCACACCACUCUAACGAGCUGAAGUGGUCUGGGUGCCUACAGUGUCCCUUUAUUGUUGCUAUUUUUUUGGAAGUGAAUGCUUAUCUUGUAACUUUGUGACUGCUGCUACUUUACUUCACUUGUUUUCAUUAAAUAUAAUUAGAUGGACCAUAAAGGGUUACUGUAGCCCUUUUUAUUUUAUUUUUUUAUAUAAAAACCAUUAUUCUUUUCAAGCUAAAAUGACCAAUUGAAUGUUAUUAAACCCCCUCCUGUAAAAACAUCAUUCAAAUAUACCUGUAAUCCAGCAUCGGGCAAAUCUCCUGGUGCUGAUCACCCUCCCAUAUCUGAUGUCAGCAGGAGGCCUCAUAUGGUCCAUUCAGUCUUCUCAUAAAGAAGCAUGUGAUUCAAAAUUUUCAGCAAAUCAGAGCACAUGUGCACACUCUGCACAGGGAUGGGGUGAACAGGAAAGGGAUUUUUUAUUUUUUUUUUUAACAAAAGCAACGCAGGGUGGGCUUAAUAAAGGGGAGUGCAGAGUGAGCUCCACCUGCAAGGAUAGAAGUUAAGCACGUCAGCAUGUCUGACAUAUUUAGAAUAUUAGCCGUUUUCCUGUCUUUCUCAGGGUUUCUUUGAAGAAGUAUGACAAGAAAGGCAAACUCCUUUGCAAUAACAGAGACUUAUGUGACUGCCUGGAAGAAAAAUGCCAAGGAUGCUUCUAUCCCUGUCCCAAAUGUAGCUCUACAAAAUGUGGACCAGAAUGUCGCUGCAACAGGAAAUGGGUGUAUGACCGAAUCCAAACAGAGUCUGGUAAGGUCAUCAGCAAGCUGCCAUUUUAUGUUCCCAACUAA